UGUAACGCUCCAUGUGGAUGUACCCAUCGGGGACGUCGUUUGGUCUGCUAUGUUGAUAUACUCUUGCUAGGUGACCCAAGAGUUAUUGUGUGCAACAUCUCCUCGUAUUUUCCUUGCCAUGUCAACUCACAAUUCCGUUGCUUCUCCUAAUCGCCGACGAGAUAGCCAGCAGAGUUGGACUGGCUCGGAAAUUUUCCAAUCUCAAUCACCGAACGAUGUCGUCGUCCAAAACAACUCACAGGCGAAACUGAGCGGGAAAGCGUGGGGAAGAAUCAAAAAGUUUCUUCUUUGCAAAACUGACUUUCCGUCGAGUAUCUACUACAUCGUAGGAAAUGAAUUCUGCGAGAGGUUUUCUUACUAUGGAAUGAAAGCUAUCCUAAUCCUGUACCUUACAAGGGUUCUUAUGCUUGGGGAUGAUACUGCGACUGCGGUCUUUCAUAGUUUCUCUAUGUUAUGUUACUUUACCCCUCUAUUUGGGGCAAUGUUAGCCGAUGGUUGGCUUGGAAAAUACCGGUGAGAAUAAGAGAACUUUACCACUCAAAAAUUUUUCUCAGUAAUACCAUCACUGUAGUUUCCUUGGAGCAAAAGAGAGUUAAAUUCAUGUUUUGCAUAAUAAACUUUCAAAAAUUUAUCAACCCUCUUCCACACUCCAUCUAGCCACACCCCCAUUACCCCCUCAAGAAAAAACUGGAUGAAUGAUUUUCUUUUUUGAGUAAGUUUAAUUCAUGUUGUGGUAGAAGUAGACUGGGCAUGGUUUGCAAAAUUAAAAUGGUUUUUUUGUCAAAAUUAACAACUUCUUUAGCAUACAUGUUUUGUUUCCCUAGUGGAGGUCUCAAAGGAAUUCCACCCUUUUGACUUCUUUCAAGGCUCUAAACUGUGACUGCUCAAUGAAGUUAACAAAUUGACAGUGGCUUAGGAUGGUCUGUACCUACUCUUAUCAACAACAAUAUUUGUCAUCAAAGUGGUCAAAUUUUGACCACUAUGAUGACCAAUAUCUUUGCUGAUAAGAGUAGUUUUUUACCACAAUACCAAUGUCAAAUAACUCAUUCUUUCACUGCACUACCACUGUGUGCUCUUAUUGGCAAAUCUGCCAAUCAGAUUGCCACUUAACUGCCAAUUGUGGUAAAAUAUGCAAAGUAGAUAAUUUGUUCACAAAUUUACUGCACAAUCAUAGAAUCAAAAAUUUAACAUCAGACAAUCAGAGGAUUCUCACAAGUAGUGAAACUUACUGGUAAUAUCUAGUUUGGUUCAAAAUAUGCUCAAUAUUAACUCCAACUCAAUAUUGUAAAUGAUAUUUUUUAGAGCUAUUUACCCUGUACACCUCAGCAUCAGUAUGUAUAUUCUCUAAACAAUUCUCUAUUCAUUUCCUAACAUACUGACAAGGAGAAUUUAGGUAACAUUAGAAGAGCCUUUUUAGUCGAUGAGCAUUUUCCUUAUUCUUUUAACCUUAAGAUUUGAUUCAGGGGUGAUACUGUAAGGAGAAGUUAGAUGCUAGUCACCCUUAGGGUCUAAAGGUUACAAGCCACAUAUUUUAUGCCUCUAUUGAUAUAGAAGAAUGAGUUACUAAGUUACCAAAAACACUGUUUGUCUGGCAUGACAUAAUCAUCAUGAAGAUGUAUAUUCAAGCUGUUCAUUACCCAAUUUCAAAGUUUAUUGUCUUCCACUCAUUUCUUGAAUCUUCAUUUUCCACAGAACAAUUUUGUAUGUCUCUGUUAUCUACUGCAUUGGGAACCUGAUUGUGUCAAUGACAUCUCUUCCUCCCCUUGGUGCUGGUGAGAUUCCUGGUCCUAUGAUUGGUUUGUUCCUCAUUGCUCUGGGUACAGGAGGUAUCAAGCCAUGUGUGUCAGCAUUUGGUGGAGAUCAGUUCACAUCUGAUCAGUCAAAACUACUUCAAAGUUUUUUCUCUGUGUUUUAUUUUGCGAUUAAUGCUGGAAGCUUGUUGUCUAUGCUAAUUACACCUGUACUGAGAGGUAUGUACACCAGUGUUGGUUACAUAUUGUACAAUGAAAAUUUGAACAUACCUAAACAUAACUCUUGCCCCAGAAUGCUCACAGACUUCAUUAUGACCUGUGUGUAUCUCAAUAAAAAAAUGGCUGACUGGAAGUUAUUGGAAAAUAUAAUUGGUGAUUGAUUGACUGCUCUCAUUAGGGCUGAAUUUCUAUUUUGGCUUAAAGUUUUUAAAUUGCCUCAAGAUACAAAAAUAAAGAAAAAAGCAAAGUUUUGCGUAUGAUUUGAAGACAAAUUCAAUCCCUUGCCUCUUUUUACCCUUUAAUUAGCAAUGCCCCUUGUGCAUCUGGUCCUUUGAGGGAGAAUACAGAAAGCCAUCUUGUUUUUUUGUGUGUAUCACUAAAUGGUCUUUAUAUUAACAGGAGAUGUAAAGUGCUAUGGUGAUGACUGUUAUCCUCUGGCCUUCGGUGUUCCUGCAGCCUUGAUGUUAAUGGCUAUAACAUUAUUUUGGUUUGGCCGAAAUAAGUACAAGAGGGUUCCACAAACUGAUAACAUUUUGUUGCGGGUGACAAAGGCUGUCAGCUAUGCACUCAAGAAAAAAAUAACCUCAAAGGUAUCAUACACUUGUCUGAAUAUGUCCACCAUGGCACAGCAUUGACCUUUUGUGAAACAUGACCAAAAAAAGAUACUUACUCUAUUUCCUGGAAUAAGUGCCUCUGUGCCUAUUCAAAAUUUGGGCCAAAGAGAGGGGCACUAGUUGGAAGGAGGGCACUUAUUAAGAAACUGUCAACCUGUACUAAUUCAGCUGUAGGUGAAAUUUAAAAAGUUAUGGAUAAAGUGGAGAUAUAAACAGGUUUAAUUUGUACCCUUACUAUUCGAGAAAGAGAGGAAGUAGACUUGGGACACUUAUUCUAGGGGGGCACUUGUUUGAUAAAUUGCCCAAGGGGUGGGUGCUUAUCAGGGGGAGGCUCUUAUUUGACCAUGGGCGUUUAUUUAAAGGAGGUGCUUGUUUGACAAUAUGGCCAUAGGGGUGGCUCAUACUUGGGGGAUGUGCAUGGGUGCUUAUUCUUAGAAAUAGUGUAUUUCAUUAAUUCUGUAAAACAAGCCCUGGUCUUUCCUAAUCUACCCAGAAUAGUAACAUUCCUCUGAAGCCACCAACAUUCAACAUUUCACUGUUUCGUUAUUUUGGCAUACACUCAUCUCUCAAACAAAGUCACUCUUAUUAAUGCAUAAUGUUCUGCCUGUGGUGCAUUACAUAUCUUCCUCAUUGUUAUUCCAGAUAUUUUAUGUUCUUUUUUCAUGAUUUUCUCCUCAAGGGAGAGAGAAAAGCUCACUGGAUGGACUGGGCCAGUGAUAGAUACGAUGCUCAGUUAAUAGAAGACAUCAAAGCUCUGUUCAAAGUGUUGUUCAUGUUUCUUCCACUGCCUGUUUUCUGGACAUUGUUUGAUCAACAGGGCUCACGGUGGGUUUUGCAGGCUGGGCAAAUGGAUGGUGAUGCUGGUAAGUGGGUAGUGUCUUAAACAAUUAACAAGACAGAAGGUAAAUAAUGUGAUGUAUGGUGGUGUUGGAAGGACAGUAGAUACAGUUUUUGCUUAUGCAGGUGUAAAACAGAACUGUCAGUAAAAGCUGAAAGCUUACCAAAACCAUGUCAUUGUACCAAAAGUGCAGAUGGAAAUGUACAAUUAUUGAAAUGCCAUCAAAGAAAUUUUUUACAGCAACCUUUUCCAGUUUUUAGUGGAGUUGAAUGCAUUAUUUAUCAGUAGCAGGUUUAGAUGAGUAAGAAAAAAAAAAUUUUUAAAUUUGUUUGAAGGUUUGAUGGAACUUUGUGGAACACCUCAGACAUUUCAACUGAAUAGUUCUCAGUAUUGCAUGUAAUCUGAUCAAACAACAUGACCUCUAUUAUUUCCUCACUACCUACUAAUCUGUUUAAUAACCAUCUACUUCUGAUGUUAUUUACAGCCUUUUAAAAGUGCCUCAGGACUUUUGUCUAAGAUCAUAGGUGCCUGGAAAGCUUAGCCCAUUUCCACCACGAACAAUGAUUUACAACAAAAUUUGUUUGAUUGUUUUUCUUUCUAGGUUGUGAUACUUAAACCUGAUAAUUUUUCAAUGAUAAUUUAUCAAUUAGUAGUAAAGACCAUAACGAUUUUGAUCUUGAAACAGGUUUCUUGGGAACCAUGAAACCAGACCAGAUGCAAGCAUUCAAUCCUCUUUUCAUCAUUAUCCUUAUUCCACUGUUUGAGACUGUGAUAUACCCAUUACUACGGAGGCCAAAACCACUCAAGCGAAUGUGCGCAGGAAUGUUUCUAGCUACAGUGGCAUUUAUUUUUGCUGGAUUUCUCCAGAUGAAGAUACAGGUAAUAGUGAUAUUGUAAUUUUUACACUUAUAAUGGUAUACAAUUGUUGUCAUGCACACUCAGAAUUGAAUUGUCAAUAAAUAUUCAGUGGUUCAUUUUACAUUUUUGCAGAGUGAAGAAGUCAUCAAGAAUGCACCCUCGGAGGGACAGGCAAAUUUACAAGUUAUUAACUCAUUGGACUGCCCAGCGUCACUGUCCAUCGGCAACAAGAAUAUCACAGUGACACCUUAUGGACACUCCAGUGAGUUGAACUUGCCAGUAACUAAGAAUGUGUCGACCAGGAUUCAAACAUCUUCAAAAUGUUACAAUAUGUCAAGAACAGUUGAAGAUAGCCUUAGUCUGGAAGAUAAGGAGUGGUAUAACCUGAUAAUCAGUGAAUACAAAAAUCAACUUCGUACACAUCUGGUCAAACAAAACGUUUCAUCUCCUCCUCCGGGGAAAGCCAAGUUGUGCACAGUUCUUUUGCCAUCAUUAGCAGACAGCGAAAUGUUUGAUAUAUUUCUGGACGAGACUAAGAUUCAAGAAAAGGUGGAUGCUUGGGGAGCAACAAAUUGUGUUGUAAAAACGUCAGAUCAAUAUAAGCUAACUGUAAAAGGAGAGAAAACAAAGACAACGUAUGUGUCUAGUAAAAUAUCUCUUAAGAACGGUGGCAUUUACACCGCCGUAAUAGAGCCGAACAAACCAGGGAAAGGAGGUAAUGUCACCUUGUACAAGGAUCUGGAGGCAAGAAAUGUCUCAAUGUUGUAUCAGAUCCCACAGUACUUUGUGAUCACGAGUGGAGAGAUAAUGUUCUCUAUAACAGGUGAGUCUUGGCAUCAUUUGAACUCAGAGAGGUUAUUGAAUAUAUCACACACUUUCUCUCUCUCUCAUCUCCCGUGGAACACAAGACACCAUCAAUCUCUCUCCAUUUAGGGGGUCAGUUUCUAAAGAAAUUGUGGUGCUGCGUCGGUGUUUUAGUAUUACCAACUGAGUUGAUAACGUAAAUUGGCCACCGUAAAGAGUUACAAAGCAUUCCAUUCGUUCUGACGAAGGGCUAACGCUCGAAACGUCAGCUUUGUAACUCUUUACGAUGGCCAAUUUACGGUACCAACUCAAGUGAUAAUACUAAAUCACUCUCUCCAUUUAGCCCUGUUUUGCGCAGCGUGUUAUGCCCCACGCAUUGUUAUUUUUACCUCACCGAGAUCAGCCCGAACAGCUCGAUGGUUUUUGGCCAACCACGUUCACCUUUACCAGGUUGUGUCCUGUGCAGGGUUAUCUAAGGGAUACGAAUUUCUUACAAUUUCAUCACAUUCUCCUGUGAAAAUGAGAUAAGAACAGACAAUCAUGAAAGGUCAAAACCUUCUUUCUCGUCAGACAAUUUUUGUUAAGAAUCACUGUUUGGUUUCUUUUACAGGUUUAGAGUUUGCGUAUUCCCAGGCUCCUGCUUCUAUGAAGUCAUGUCUUCAGGCCGCUUGGCUAAUGACAGUAGCAUUUGGUAAUUUGAUUGUUGUCAUUGAAGCAGAAUCUCGUCUCAUUACAAACCAGACAACCGAAUUUUUCUUUUUCGCCGGCAUGCUGUUUGCGGUGAUGGUAGGGUUUGCAGUAAUGGCUAAAUUUUACCGAUAUGUUGAAUCUCCAAGUGGGGACCCUGUGGCCGUGCCUGUGGACAGCAUUGAUGAUAAAACUGGUAUCGUAGAUUUGGACGAAUUAUCACGGAUUUAGGACUUUUAAAAUGGUGUAUUUACCUGUUUUGUAGAUAGCUAUAGAAUAAAACAUAAAGUGGAAUAGAAUUGCCUUUUUCGAAGGUUAAGAACUGGCUUAAUCUGAGAGUUUCACCAAGCUAACGCAAUAUGCAAUGCAACACAACGGAAAGUGUUGCGCGGCGUUACGACGUAACGCAGUGUAACGCAUCACAGUAUAACGCAACAGGAAAUGUUACCCGCGUAAGACAUCUUAUUGUUAUAUAUUCACACGUACUCUUGUAAAAUAUCGGUUUGGUGUCUAACACUCACCUUGUGUAUUUGUUGUUUUACACGGUCAUUCAUUUGCUUGGCAGAUGACGUUUUAAUCAAAUUUUGACUUCUGAAUUAUUUCCCUUUCCGACAGAAGUCAGGGUUAGGCAAGCUAUUAAGUGGCUGCUGGCCAUUUUGUCUAUUUGAGACCGUGCCCUACAGUCAGAAAUAUUCACCGAAUUCCCACAGAAAACCUCAUGCAAACCUAAUGAGUGUUUGAUGUUUGUUUAGAAAUGCCAAGAAAUUCCAAACAUUUUGACGGUUUUUAUUUAACGAAUUUUCUGAGCUUCUGCAUGCCAUGAAAUUGUUAGGUCAGAAAUAUUAUGUGAGUCUCGAAAGUCUAGCGAUUUUACGGUAUUACAAGCUCGGAAAAUUCGUCGUUCGAAAAAAGAAGCAAGUUUUGCAAUCGCUUGACAUUUCUAAACAAACAUCUGAUAAUCUUGAAAAGCUUGAAAGAACCUCGCAGGGAAAAUUAUAUGGAAAUUUCUGACUGCCGGGCAUCUAGUCCAUUUAAGACCGUGCCUGGCUGCCGGGCACUUAGACACAGUCUUAAAAAAUACAGUGAGAUUAAAGAAUGUUAUAUUUUUUCAUAAAUUGUAAAUGCUAGUUAUUCGAUAUGCUCUGUAGAAGAAGAGAAG
Molecule: messenger RNA, 6930 nt
Organism: Pocillopora meandrina
Lineage: Eukaryota; Metazoa; Cnidaria; Anthozoa; Scleractinia; Pocilloporidae
Source: the annotation of a GenBank genome assembly